Molecule: messenger RNA, 2433 nt
Organism: Liolophura sinensis
Lineage: Eukaryota; Metazoa; Mollusca; Polyplacophora; Chitonida; Chitonidae
Product: ubiquitin carboxyl-terminal hydrolase 39-like
Exons: 14
Coding region: 1-1620 (539 amino acids)
Biological process (GO): protein deubiquitination; spliceosomal complex assembly; mRNA processing
Molecular function (GO): zinc ion binding; cysteine-type deubiquitinase activity
Source: RefSeq, a predicted model, not a curated record
AUGGCGCUGAACGGAAAGAGCCAGGCGAAUGUGCAGCCAAAAUCAAUCUUAAAACGGAAAGCACAGAGUGAUGAUUUAGAAGCUGAUGAUAUUGCUCCAGUGAAAGAUCCCAAAGUUGAUCGUAGUAGAAGUUGUCCUUAUUUAGACACCAUAAACAGGUCCGUGCUUGAUUUUGACUUUGAGAAGCUAUGCUCAGUCUCGCUUUCCCACAUCAAUGUGUAUGCCUGCCUGGUUUGUGGAAAAUAUUUUCAAGGCCGAGGCCAGAAGUCUCAUGCUUACACUCACAGUGUACAAGACGGUCACCAUGUGUUCCUCAACCUACAGUCCCAGAAAUUCUACUGCCUGCCUGAUAACUAUGAGGUCAUUGAUUCCUCUUUAGAUGACAUCAUUUAUGUCCUGGACCCAACUUUCACUGAUAAACACAUAGCCAACCUUGAUAACCACACCAAGAUGUCUCGGGCCUAUGAUGGUACAACAUACCUACCAGGCAUUGUAGGUUUGAACAACAUCAAAGCUAAUGACUAUUGUAAUGUAGUUCUACAGGCUUUAUCUCAUGUUCAUACGUUCAGAAACUAUUUCCUUCAAGAGCAAAACUACAAAAACAUAAAACGUCCGCCUGGAGACCAAAUGUGCCUUCUGAGCCAGCGUUUUGGCGAGUUGCUACGGAAACUGUGGAAUCCACGUAACUUCAAGGCUCAUGUGAGUCCUCACGAGAUGCUACAGGCUGUGGUUCUCUGUAGUAAAAAGACAUUUCAAAUCACAGAGCAAGGGGAUGCUAUAGAUUUCCUGUCAUGGUUUCUGAAUGCUCUUCACACUGCUUUAGGGGGAAAUAAGAAGUUGUCCAGCAGCGUUGUAAACAAGACGUUUCGAGGGAAAAUGAAAGUCUAUUCAAGAAAGAUGCCUCCAGUUGAUAUGAAAGAAGAGGAGAAAGAGACAUUACUUCUUAUGGAAGAUUACAAAGAGACGAUGGAUGACAUUCCGUGGUUGUUCCUCACCUGUGACCUGCCACCUCCACCGCUUUAUCCAGAUGGACUGAGAGAAAACAUCAUCCCACAGGUUCCCCUGGCCACCAUCUUGUCUAAAUUUAAUGGUGUAUCAGAGAAGGAAUACAAAACCUACAAGGAUUCUACCAUGAAAAGAUUUGAAAUCACCCACCUUCCCCCAUACAUCAUACUCUAUGUCAAAAGGUUCAACAAAAACUACUUUGUAUUGGAGAAGAAUCGAACAAUUGUUAAUUUCCCUGUUAAGAAUGUAGAUUUUGGUGACCUGCUGUCUCCAGAAAUCAGAGCCAAGCACAGGUUCACCACUUACGAUUUGAUCAGUAACAUUGUACACGAAGGAGAACCAGGCGCUGGACAGGGCUCCUAUAAGGUUCACAUCCUACAUAAGGGAACUCAAAAGUGGUAUGAGAUGCAGGACCUUCAUGUGAUUGACAUCCUUCCUCAAAUGAUCACUUUAUCAGAGAGUUACAUCCAGAUCUAUGAGUUAAGGAGGGACAUCCCCAAUCCAAAUUUUGGUGUGGUGCCAGAGAAGACUGGGGAAGACAUGGAAGGAGUUGCAGUUACAAAAGAGAGUGGCACAAAAGGGGAGACAACUUCACAAUCUGCCAAAGAAAGCUGAUACAGACUUUUUUGUCAUAAACUUUUUGCUGUAAAAGUCGGGAAUUCCUGUAAUUUGUGUAUUUAGCAGGGAGGUUUGAAACAGUCACGUAGAAACUUGAAACCUAGCGAUUUGGCAGAAAAGUUUUCUUCAAAACUGGUGAAACAAGAAAUUUAUUGAUUUUUUUGCUAUAUAAAGUAAUUGGUGCAUCUUGUUUCUUUACAAUUUAUUUUUGUUGUAUUUCACUAAUAAUGUCACUUGAACUGUUAAAUAUCAAUCAGUGGACCAAAUACAUGUACAUGAAUGAAAUGCUGAGUUUAUCUGAACUUCAUUUAGUCCUUGGCCUUGCAUUUUUAGCUCGCCUGUACAAAGUACAAGAGUAACUUAUGUCAUAACCUAAGCAUUCGCGUUUGCUUCCAAUACCAGCUAAAUGAUCUUAAGGUGAAUGAUAUAGGUCAUAUCUUAAGAAGGUCUGCAUGUAUUGGGUUCUGGUUUGGCAUACAUGUACAGCACAAUAAUUCUUGGGGGAUGUUCCAUCAAUGAUGCUCUCUGUGCAUAUUAAUUACAGUAAACUACAAAAUUCAGAACAUAGCUUUGUAUGCUCUGGAAUCAAUUUCAAGGUAAGUGUUAGGGAUGGUUGAUUGAGCUCAGGGUUUGUAUACAUUCAAAUCACAGUAACCUAAGACGGAUAUUCCAUCAUUUAUGCCUAGCAUGUGUAUGUGUGGAUUACUGUAAGUUAAACAGCUGAAUUCUUGACUUCUUGUCUCUUUUUCUGUCUUAGCAUCCAUGUUAAAGUAAAUGAAUAAAUUAUAAGUUUUGUCACUCUGUUUUUAA